Messenger RNA from Saimiri boliviensis boliviensis (Bolivian squirrel monkey), 1531 nucleotides. RefSeq names its product SH3 domain binding kinase family member 2 (gene SBK2). Gene Ontology annotation, molecular function: protein serine/threonine kinase activity; ATP binding. NCBI's taxonomy places the organism in Eukaryota, Metazoa, Chordata, Mammalia, Primates, Cebidae. The record is from RefSeq and is a predicted model, not a curated record. Gene Ontology annotation, biological process: protein phosphorylation.
AUGGGCCCCAAGUGCCGGGCACUGACCACAGCCGGCACCGGAGGGUCAGGCAGGCCUUGGAGGAGGUGAGAUCUGAAGGGCUGAGCCCAGGUCUGGAGGCGGGCAGAGCACCCUGGCCUGAGAGAUGCCUGGCAAACAGUCUGAGGACGGGCCGGUGGAGGUGGGGACGUCAGAGGAUGGCGAGGAGGAGGGCCUGGGGGGCCUGACCGUGCAGGAACUCCGGCAGAGCCAGGAGGCUGCUCUGGCUCUGGAGGACAUGAUGACGCUGAGUGCUCAGACCCUGGUCCGGGCGGAGGUGGAUGAGCUCUACGAGGAGGUGCGUCCCCUGGGCCAGGGUCGCUACGGCCGAGUCCUUCUGGUCACCCAUCGUCAGAAAGGCACGCCCCUGGCACUGAAGCAGCUCCCCAAACCCCGCACGUCCCUCCGCGGCUUCCUGUAUGAGUUCUGCGUGGGUCUCUCGCUGGGUGUGCACUCGGCCAUCGUGACAGCCUACGGCAUUGGCAUCGAGUCGGCACACUCCUACAGCUUCCUGACGGAGCCCGUCCUGCACGGGGACCUCAUGGCCUUCAUCCAGCCCAAGGUGGGCCUCCCGCACCCCGCAGUGCAGCGCUGCGCCGCCCAGCUGGCCUCUGCCCUGGAGUACAUCCACGCGCGCGGCCUGGUGUACCGGGACCUGAAGCCCGAGAACGUGCUGGUGUGCGACCCCGACUGCCGGCGCUUCAAGCUGACCGACUUCGGCCACACCAGGCCUCGCGGGACGCUGCUGCGCCUGACCGGGCCGCCCAUCCCCUACACGGCCCCCGAGCUCUGCGCGCCGCCGCCGCUGCCCGAGGGCCUGCCCAUUCAGCCCGCCCUGGACGCCUGGGCGCUGGGGGUCCUGGUCUUCUGCCUCCUCACGGGCUACUUCCCCUGGGACCAGCCCCUGGCUGAGGCCGACCCCUUCUACGAGGACUUCCUCAUCUGGCAGGCCUCGGGCCAGCCGCAGGACCGUCCUCAGCCCUGGUUCGGCCUGGCCCCCGCGGCCGACGCGCUUCUGUGGGGGCUGCUGGACCCUCACCCCCGAAGGAGGAGCGCCGUGAGCACCAUCAGGGAGCACCUGGGGCGCCCCUGGAGGCAGCAGGAGGGCGAGGCUGAAGAAGUGGGAGAGGUGGAAGAGGAGGCCGGCCAGUGAGCCGGCCUGGGGCUGGCAGAGAGGGAAGCGCCCCACCCGAGGCCUCGAGGCUGUCGCUAGGUGGCUUUUGGUUUCUCCUCUGUGUUUCCAUCCCUGUGGCUUGGGAUUCCCCUGGAGUCCUCCUCCUAUCUCCUCUCUGCAGGCUGCAACCCUCCCUUGGUCCACGGGAGCCUCGACCCCUGUGCUCCCCUCCGUACCUGCCGCCACCUUCCCAGGGGGGCCUCAGACCUCUGUGCGCCCCACCGUACCUGCCACCGCCUUCCCCAGGGCCUCUGCAUUUGCUGUUUGCUCGGGACUCAUCCCCUCACGCCCUAAACUUUUUUUUGAGACAAGGUCUUGCUCUCCCAGGCUGUACUGCAG